AUGUUAUCAGCACCAGCCAAACAAGAGAACGAAGAUUUCACGAGUAACUCUGUGAGUUACUAGAAGAAAGUGGACACAUUCAUCAAAAAUGACUUAGCUUUAGGUGACCGAAAGUUCUCUUGACUUUCCUACACUGAUCCCUCACAAUUCGGUGAAUAACCCUCUAGAAGAGCUUGAGCUAGCCACAGCGUCUUCCCCUAAAAUAAGAAGUGAGGGGAGAAUCACUUCAGAAUCUUCUUUGGAAUCAAUUCGUGACUGGAGAAAAAGGCUCUAUAAAGCCUUCAAGAACAGGUCUCAAAUAUCCAGGAUUAUCAGGAAAUCGCCGUGUAAGCUCCUUUACACCCCGAAAUGUUACGAACGUCUAUAAUGCUCAUUUCAGCGGAAGAAGGUGUUGAGAUGAAUGAUAUGGUUCCGACAAUUAUGGACAAAAAUCGGCAGGUGAUUCUAAGUCGGACGGAACCGAAUUGGCAGUCUCUGGUGACUGGAAAACAAAUUCAAACGUAUGGGAGGGACAGGAAUGGAAAGGUUUGUCUGGGGCAUGUUUUAACCAGAUUAGAUGGUUGUACACUGUCCUGGUACGUUAAAAACGAAACCGUUUUCAAUGUGUGUUUCCAGCUCAUCCCGCUAUUCGGAAUCGAAUCCGCCGCCGUUCUCCCUCAAACUCCGAUUGAGUAAGCUUAACGCCACGUCACCUUUUCUUCCAUUCCCCACUCUCACGUCAUAAUUCCAGACCAUAUCCUCCUCGAGAAAUCCGCUACGCCUACCGUACUUCCAACCGUCAACCGGUCGUCUAUGUGCCAGCGGUGGCUUCUUUACAACCAUCGGAAACUAUCCCCGUACCAGUUGCCUCUUAUCUUGUCACUGUAGUUUAUUAUUUUUAUUACUAGCUUUCCUCUUUGAAUGACUCAUUCUCACAAAUGGACUCGUUUUCAGGCCAACCCACCCCAACGGCCAAUUGAAUUACACAUUCUGCCGCCGAUUCCGGAGCCACCAGCUCCACAGCCACAGGUUUGAGAUUGAUUUGGUAUCUCUCGUGUCAAAUAAUACAAAUGUUAAGAUAAUCUAUCAAACAACUCCAGCACCAAUCCCUUUCACCUAUUCAACAUUUGCUCCAUCGGGACAGGAUAAUUUCCCGUCGAAUGACGUCCAGUGUAAUGGGCAGUGUGGCGGAGGUGGAAGACCGGAAUCGGAUGAUGAUAAGUGCAAUAGUCAGCGGUUAAGGACUAUUAUUUUCAAUGUGAGUGGGGACUAAACAGGCCAGAAAACCCCAAAAAUAUCCACAAAUUAUUUGUCUCGCUAUUUCAGAACAUCAUUUCCGGCGACGCGGAAGGCUCUAAACGAGCAGUGCAGAGCGUGGCGGAAGCGGAAACAGGGCUAUUCUUCGACGCAAUUUGUGGAACUGGAUUUUUCAGUUACAUCGCUCACACCGACGAAUUCUGUCUAGCCUCUUCCGGCGGCGUCAACUGCUACGUGUUCUCGCCGGUCUGUCAGGAAAAAAACAUGAUGGCAACGCGAAAGAAAGCAGUACUGAGCAGGAAUUAG
Caenorhabditis sp. 36 PRJEB53466 is the source of this 1542-nucleotide messenger RNA. NCBI's taxonomy places the organism in Eukaryota, Metazoa, Nematoda, Chromadorea, Rhabditida, Rhabditidae. The record is from the annotation of a GenBank genome assembly.